UCAAUCAGGUUUUAUGUAGCCUCUCCUCUCCUUCUCCCACCCUCCCUCCAUCCCUGGAGUCCCUCCCUCCUCCGACACCACCGCCAGGCCAACAUAGAGGUCAGGACCUCCACUCUCAGCCCACAGCCACCCACGCCCUCUCCUUCUGUCCUUCUGUCUCUCUCCUCUGCAAACCAUCAAAUUCCUCAAUUUGACCGCCUGAAGAAAGCGCCUUAAAGAGAGAGGUUUUCCUUCGCACAUUAAUUUCUAAUUUUCCUCUUAUUAAUUUUCUAAUUGAAUUCUCGGCAACCUAAAUCUCUGCUAUACCUCGAAAGAUGGUGUCCGAGUUAAUAAAUGCGAAUCCGGUCAUCUACGAAAAGAAAGAGAGACGGGUUCGUAGUGUUCCAAGUGCUGCUGCAGAUGAAUAUGCUGUUGAACCCAUUGACCAACAAGAGAUUUUCGACCAUAUUAGAGAUAUAAAGGACCCGGAACACCCUUAUUCGUUGGAGGAGCUCAAAGUGAUAACAGAAGAUGCAAUUGAAGUUGAUGAUGGUCGUGGCUACGUCAGGGUCACAUUUACUCCUACGGUGGAACAUUGUAGUAUGGCAACGGUUAUUGGUCUUUGCUUACGUGUUAAACUCUUAAGGAGCCUACCUUCUCGUUACAAGGUGGAUAUUAGGGUGGCACCCGGAUCUCAUGCAACCGAAGCUGCAGUUAAUAAGCAACUGAAUGAUAAGGAACGGGUGGCUGCGGCGUUGGAGAACCCAGGCCUCGUUGAUAUGGUUGAUGAAUGCCUUUCUCCUUCGUAUGAGUGAAUGAAUCGCUGAUCAAAUCAACUGGUCCAGUCAUCGGUAUGGUGCUUUUCUACCAGAUCUUCAUACAUCUUGUGGCCACUCAUGUUGAUAUAAUUUGAAUGGUCAGUUAAGAUGGGGAAUAUUGGAUUAAAAGAAAUAGUUUCCCUUGUUUUAAUGUUAUGAUCAUUGUUUUUCCUGUAGAGAUUAGUUUUGUAAUAAGGUACCACAGAAUAGCAUUAGUUUAUGUUUGGGAAAUUUUAUUUGAACCCAUGUAAUCUCUUUCUACGUCCAACUUACUCUCUUCAUCCAUAUUUUUAUUAAAUAAUUAAUCUCGCUUUAAACCAAAA
Messenger RNA from Malus domestica (apple), 1120 nucleotides. RefSeq names its product protein AE7-like. The record is from RefSeq and is a predicted model, not a curated record. Gene Ontology annotation, biological process: iron-sulfur cluster assembly. Lineage: Eukaryota; Viridiplantae; Streptophyta; Magnoliopsida; Rosales; Rosaceae.